Gorilla gorilla gorilla (western lowland gorilla) is the source of this 2932-nucleotide messenger RNA. RefSeq names its product small integral membrane protein 10 like 1 (gene SMIM10L1). The record is from RefSeq and is a predicted model, not a curated record. Lineage: Eukaryota; Metazoa; Chordata; Mammalia; Primates; Hominidae. Bases 195 to 500 code for a protein of 101 amino acids. The transcript is spliced from 4 exons.
CAGGAAGGGGCGGAGCGCCAGCGGCGCCCGGAGCUACGCGCCGCACUGGACCGAGCGGCUGCAGCGGCAAGCUUGGGUGUGAGCCUGGGAGCCGCUUUGCUUACCGUCCUGCCGGUCCCAGCCGUCGCUAGGGGGUCCGCGGGCCCUGCGGCAACCCUCGCUAGAGACGCUGGGCGGGCGGCGACACCUGGCUCAUGGCCCCCGCGGCGGCUCCGUCCUCCUUGGCCGUCAGGGCCUCAAGCCCCGCCGCGACACCCACCUCGUACGGCGUCUUCUGCAAGGGGCUCUCCCGCACCCUGCUCGCCUUCUUCGAGCUGGCCUGGCAGCUGCGCAUGAACUUCCCGUACUUCUACGUCGCGGGCUCGGUGAUCCUCAACAUCCGAUUGCAGGUACCAGGGGAAUCUAUACCUGAAGCAUUACUGGAGUCAAGAAAAAAGAAGAAGUCUGAGGAACAGCUCCAGUCUACAGCUCCCAGCAUAAGCAAUGCAAGAGAUGAAUGAUUUCUGCAUUUCCAACAGAGCCUCCACCGCUGAUACCCAGGCAAACAGGGUCUGGAGUGGACCUCCAGCAAACUCCAACAGACCUGCAGCUGAGGGUCCUGACUGUUAGAAGGAAAACUAACAAACAGAAAGGACAUCCACACCAAAAACCCAUCUGUACGUCACCAUCAUCAAAGACCAAAGGUAGAUAAAACCACAAAGAUGGGGAAAAAACAGAGCAGAAAAACUGAAAAUUCUAAAAAUCAGAGUGCCUCUCCUCUUCUAAAGAAUGCAGUGCCUCACCAGCAACAGAACAAAGCUCGAUGGAGAAUGACUUUGACGAGUUGAGAGAAGAAGGCUUCAGACGAUCAAACUACUUGGAGCUAAAGGAGGAAGUUCGAACCCAUGGCAAAGGAGUUAAAAACCUUGAAAAAAGAUGAGAUGAAUGGCUAACUAGAAUAACCAAUGCACAGAAGUCCUUAAAGGACCCAAUGGAGCUGAAAACCACGGCACAAGAACUACAUGAUGAAAGCACAAGCCCAGUAGCUGAUUCAAUCAACUGGAAGAAAAGGUAUCAGUGAUGGAAGAUCAAAUGAAUGAAAUGAAGCAAAAAGAGAAGUUUGGAGAGAAAAGAAUAAAAAGAAAUGAACAAAGCCUCCAAGAAAUAUGGGACUAUGUGAAAAGACCAAAUCUACGUCUGAUUGGUAUACCUGAAAGUGAAGGGGAGAAUGGAACCAAGUUGGAAAACACUCUGCAGGAUAUUAUCCAGGAGAACUUCCCCAAUCUAGCAAGGCAGGCCAACAUUCAAAUUCAGGAAAUACAGAGAACGCCACAAAGAUAUUCCUGGAGAAGAGCAACUCCAACACACAUAAUUGUUAGAUUCACCAAAGUUGAAAUGAAGGAAAAAAUGUUAAGCACAGCCAGAGAGAAAGGUCUGGUUACCCACAAAGGGAAGCCCAUCAGACUAACAGCUGAUCUCUCAGCAGAAACUCUACAAGCCAGAAGAGAGUGGAGGCCAAUAUUCAACAUUCUUAAAGACAAGAAUUUUCAACCAGAAUUUCAUAUCCAGCCAAACUAAGCUUCAUAAGUGAAGGAGAAAUAAAAUCCUUUACAGACAAGCAAAUGCUGAGAGAUUUUGUCACCACCAGGCCUGCCCUAAAAGAGCUCCUGAAGGAAGCAUUAAACAUUGAAAGGAACAACCGGUACCAGCCACUGUAAAAACAUGCCAAAUUGUAAAGACCACCGAGGCUAGGAAGAAACUGCAUCAACUAACUAGCAAAAUAACCAGCUAACAUCAUAAUGGGAGGAUCAAAUUCACACAUAACAAUAUUAACCUUAAAUGUAAAUGGGCUAAAUGCUCCAGUUAAAAGACACAGACUGGCAAAUUGGAUUAAGAGUCAAGAGUCAUCACAGUGUGCUGUAUUCAGGAAACCCAUCUCACAUGCAGAGACACACAUAGGCUCAAAAUAAAGGGAUGGAGGAAGAUCUACCAAGAAAAUGGAAAACACAAAAAGGCAGCGGUUGCAAUCCUAGUCUCUGAUAAAACAGAUUUAAACCAACAAAGACCAAAAGAGACAAAGAAGGCCAUUACAUAAUGGUAAAGGGAUCAAUUCGACAAGUAGAGCUAACUAUCCUAAAUAUAUAUGCACCCAAUACAGGAGCACCCAGAUUCAUAAAGCCAGUCCUUAGAGACCUACAAAGAGACUUAAGACUCCCACACAAUAAUAAUGGGAGACUUUAACACCCCACUGUCAACAUUAGACAGAUCAAUGAGACAGAAAGUUAACAAGGAUAUCCAGGAAUUGAACUCAGCUCUGCACCAAGCAGAUCUAAUAGACAUCUGCAGAACUCUCCACCCCAAAUCAACAGGAAAUACAUUCUUUUCAGCACUGCACCACACCUAUUCCAAAACUGACCACAUAGUUGGAAGUAAAGCUCUCCUCAGCAAGUGUAAAAGAACAGAAAUUAUAACAAACUGUAUCUCAGACCACAGUGCAAUCAAACUAGAACUCAGGAUUAAGAAACUCACUCAAAACCACUCAACUACAUGGAAACUGAACAACUUGCUCCUGAAUGACUACUGGGUACAUAACGAAAUGAAGGCAGAAAUAAAGAUGUUCUUUGAAACCAAUGAGAACAAAGACACAACAUACCAGAAUCUCUGGGAUACAUUCAAAGCAGUGUGUAGAAGGAAAGUUAUAGCACUAAAUGCCCACAAGAGAAAGCAGGAAAGAUCUAAAAUUGACACCCUAACAUCGCAAUUAAAAGAACUAGAGAAGCAAGAGCAAACACAUUCAAAAGCUAGCAGAAGGCAAGAAAUAACUGAGAUCAGAGCAGAACUGAAGGAAAUACAGACACAAAAAACCCUUCAAAAAAUCAGUGAAUCGGGAGUUGGUUUUUUGAAAAGAUCAAAAAAAUUGAUAGACUGCUAACAAGACUAAUAAAGAAGAAAA